ACAAUGCGCCAGAGUUUCUUAACGGACCUUAUCAUGCUACCGUGCCAGAGAUGUCCAUUUUGGGUACGUCUGUCACUAAUGUAACAGCCACUGAUGCUGAUGACCCAGUUUAUGGAAACAGUGCAAAGUUGGUUUAUAGUAUCUUGGAAGGGCAGCCUUAUUUUUCCAUUGAGCCUGAGACAGCAAUUAUAAAAACUGCCCUUCCCAACAUGGACAGAGAAGCCAAGGAGGAAUACCUGGUUGUUAUUCAAGCCAAAGAUAUGGGUGGACACUCUGGUGGCCUAUCUGGGACCACAACACUUACAGUGACCCUUACCGACGUAAAUGACAAUCCUCCGAAAUUUGCCCAAAGUCUGUAUCACUUCUCAGUACCAGAAGAUGUGGUUCUUGGCACUGCAAUAGGGAGGGUAAAGGCCAAUGAUCAGGAUGUUGGUGAAAAUGCACAGUCAUCCUAUGACAUCAUCGAUGGAGAUGGAACAGCACUGUUUGAAAUCACUUCUGAUGCCCAGGCCCAGGAUGGCAUUAUAAGACUAAGAAAGCCUCUGGACUUUGAGACCAAAAAAUCCUAUACACUGAAGGUAGAGGCAGCCAAUGUCCAUGUUGACCCACGUUUCAGCGGCAGGGGGCCCUUUAAAGACACGGCAACAGUCAAAAUUGUUGUUGAGGAUGCUGACGAGCCUCCUGUCUUCUCUUCACCUACUUACCUCCUCGAAGUUCAUGAAAAUGCUGCUCUAAACUCCGUUAUUGGGCAAGUGACUGCUCGUGACCCUGACAUCACCUCCAGUCCUAUAAGGUUUUCCAUCGACCGGCACACUGACCUGGAGAGACAAUUCAACAUUAAUGCGGAUGAUGGAAAGAUAACACUGGCAACACCACUUGACAGAGAAUUAAGUGUAUGGCACAACAUAACAAUCAUUGCUACCGAAAUUAGGAACCACAGUCAGAUAUCACGAGUGCCUGUUGCUAUUAAAGUGCUGGAUGUCAAUGACAACGCCCCUGAAUUCGCAUCCGAAUAUGAGGCAUUUUUAUGUGAAAAUGGAAAACCCGGCCAAGUUAUUCAAACAGUGAGUGCCAUGGACAAAGAUGAUCCCAAAAAUGGACAUUAUUUCUUAUACAGUCUCCUUCCAGAAAUGGUCAACAAUCCGAAUUUUACCAUCAAGAAAAAUGAAGAUAAUUCCCUCAGCAUUUUGGCAAAGCAUAAUGGAUUCAACCGCCAGAAGCAAGAAGUCUAUCUUUUACCAAUCAUAAUCAGUGAUAGUGGGAAUCCUCCUCUGAGCAGCACUAGCACCCUGACCAUCCGGGUCUGUGGCUGCAGCAGUGAUGGUGUUGUCCAGUCUUGUAAUGUUGAAGCUUAUGUCCUUCCGAUUGGACUCAGUAUGGGCGCCUUAAUUGCCAUAUUAGCAUGCAUCAUUUUGCUGCUAGUCAUCGUGGUGCUGUUUGUAACUCUGCGGCGGCAUAAAAAUGAGCCGUUAAUUAUUAAAGAUGAUGAAGAUGUACGAGAAAACAUCAUACGUUAUGAUGAUGAAGGAGGAGGGGAGGAAGAUACAGAAGCUUUUGAUAUCGCAACUUUACAAAACCCAGAUGGAAUUAAUGGAUUUUUACCCCGUAAGGAUAUUAAACCAGAUUUGCAGUUUAUGCCAAGGCAAGGGCUUGCUCCUGUUCCGAAUGGUGUUGAUGUCGAUGAAUUCAUAAAUGUGCGGCUACAUGAGGCAGAUAAUGACCCAACUGCCCCGCCAUAUGACUCCAUUCAGAUUUAUGGCUAUGAAGGCCGAGGGUCGGUGGCUGGCUCCCUCAGCUCCUUGGAGUCCACCACCUCAGACUCAGACCAGAAUUUUGACUACCUCAGUGACUGGGGUCCCCGCUUUAAGAGACUGGGAGAACUCUACUCUGUUGGUGAAAGUGACAAAGAAACUUGACAGUGGAUUAUGAAUUAAUCAGUGGAACUGAGCAUUCUGUAAUAUUCUAGGGUCACACCCCUUAGAUACAACCAAUGUGGCUAUUUGUUUUAGAGGCAAGUUUAGCACCAAUCAUCUAUAAACUCAACUACAUUUCAAUGUUGAACCAAAAAUUAAUAAUAAAAAGUAUAUGUUAGGAGGUUAUAAAUCUUGUGGAGUGUGAAUUAAAAUAUGUGGAGUGUCUAGAAGUCUUUGGAUAUUUGAUAUUUACCUAGCCACCACAGACAAAGAUUGGGAUCCUGGCUAAUCCUUAGAGAGAUGGUUUAAAAAGAGGAAAAAAUCAAAAUUAAAAGGUGCUUUCUUAGAAAAAUGGACCUGCAAGAAAUGUGCUGCUGAUAUGUGUCUUCUGCAAGGAUUUUUAUAAAUGCAAAUGGUUUUUUCCCCUUCACCAAUAAGGAUUCCGCCACAAAUGAUAAAGCAAUACUUGGUCUGCUGUACGUGAUGACUUUCUGGAGUUUUGGGAGGCCUCCUAGAUUAUACGCCCUUCUCUCCCUGAUCCUCAUGGUGAUGCACAGAACGUCGUAGACUCCAAAAAAGGACAGCGCUAGAAGAUGUGAGCAUAUUCAAUUUGUAACACAAUCCUGCCAUUUAGGAGUAGAAAAUGUAUGAUAAAAAUCAAGUACUACACGCAGAUCAUUUUAAUUUUCUACUUUGCUUUAAUGCAAUAUUGUUUAUUUACUUCAUGUAUUGUAU
Messenger RNA from Hyaena hyaena (striped hyena), 2648 nucleotides. RefSeq names its product cadherin 8 (gene CDH8). The transcript is spliced from 11 exons. Lineage: Eukaryota; Metazoa; Chordata; Mammalia; Carnivora; Hyaenidae. Gene Ontology annotation, biological process: adherens junction organization; calcium-dependent cell-cell adhesion; multicellular organism development. Gene Ontology annotation, cellular component: axon terminus; synaptic cleft; plasma membrane. Gene Ontology annotation, molecular function: cadherin binding; calcium ion binding. The record is from RefSeq and is a predicted model, not a curated record. The coding region runs from base 51 to 1916 and encodes 621 amino acids.